ACAUCAGUGUUAUUUACUCAAGUUCUAUUUGUUUAUCCGCGUGUGACUUUUAUUUCUUAAAAAAAUUAGAUAACGCACUGAUAAAUUUAUCGUUCAUGUUUUGAACUGGCUAAUAAUUUAAUCUUAGUUACAAUUUCCUGUGACCUUCGCAACUAAUCAGACACUAAUUGAAGUAAACUAAACCGGCUCAAGCGUCGUAUCAGUGUUUAUGUGGUGUCGGACUGCUCUGUUUGGGAAACAAUUAGCAACACAAAAUGGCACUAUUAACUGAUACUUGGGCUUUAGACGCACUAACUAUUGGUGCAACUUUAAUUACCAUAUUCAUAGUUUGGGUAAAAUGGUCACACUCUUACUGGUCUCGCAAAGGACUGUUCUCCACCACUCCUACUUUUUUCUUCGGUAAUUUCAAGAAUGUGUUUCUACAAAAAGAAUCUUUUGGAGAUUUUACUGAACACUUGUAUGAAUACUUCAAAAGUCAUUCUAAGCCUCAUGGUGGUUGCUAUAUGUUACACAUGCCAACUUACGUACCGAUAGACCCAGAUAUUAUCAAACACAUCAUGCAGAACGACUUUGAACACUUCGUCGAUCGAGGAGUUUACUUCAACGAAGACGACCCACUAAGUGCUCAUUUAUUUUCUCUAGAAGGCACCAAAUGGAAAAAUUUAAGAGUCAAACUUACACCAACUUUUACCUCCGGAAAAAUGAGGAUGAUGUUUGACAUUUUGGUGGCAUGCAGUGGUCAGUUGACCCAAGAGAUGGACAAAAAUGUAGGAAAAGCUCCCAUUGAUAUCAAAAAUAUGCUCGAGAGGUUCACCAUGGAUAUUAUUGGAAGCUGUGCUUUUGGAAUAGACUGCAAUUCGUUGAAGAAUCCUGACAAUGAAUACACCAAGUAUUUAAAAUUGUUCUUUGUCGAAGGAUUUUGGAGAAAUAUAUCCGGGAUAAUUACGUUUGUGUCACCUGAGAUCGCGCGUCUGUUAUCAUUGAAGGCAGUUAAUCCACGUUUGAGCGAGUUUUUUAUGAGGGUUAUCAAAGGGACUGUGCAAUAUCGAGAGAAAAACAAUGUUUCCAGGAAAGAUUUUAUGCACCUUUUGCUGCAGCUGAAAAAUAGGGGAAAACUUAGUGAUGACGGUAGCAUAACUGAACAACAAGAUGAUAAUAAGAAAGAUGUGAAACUGACGAUGGACGAACUAGCAGCUCAAGCCUUUGUCUUCUUUCUUGCUGGUUUUGAAACGUCUUCGACUACUAUGACUUUUUGUCUUUAUGAACUGUCGGUGAAUCCUGAUAUUCAAGAGAAGGUGAGACAAGAGGUGAAUGCGGUUCUUGAUAAACAUGAUAACAAAAUAACAUAUGAUGCCAUCAUGGAAAUGCAUUAUAUGGAACAAGUUAUCAAUGAAUCGCUAAGAAAAUAUCCACCACUUCCUGGUUUAAACCGCAUCUGUACUAAAGACUACAAAGUGCCCGGAACCGAUUUAGUUAUAGAAAAAGGUACUAAAGUGUGGAUUCCUGUAAUAGGUCUGCAGCGUGAUUCUGACCUCUAUCCAGAGCCAGAGAAAUUUAAUCCGGAGAGGUUUUCUGAGGAAAAUAAGAGACAAAGACACCCUUAUUCAUUUCUUCCAUUUGGGGAAGGACCAAGAAUUUGUAUAGGACUCCGGUUUGGAAUGAUGCAAACAAAAGUUGGUCUGACCGUUCUUUUGAAGAACUACAAGUUUUCUCUCAGUUCCAAAACAUCAGUUCCUCUAAAACUAGAUCCUAAAAGUUUUACAAUGACAACUAAAGGUGGAAUUUGGCUUGACUACAAUCGAAUCUGAAAUGUCUUGCAUUACAUAAUGAUAUACGAGUUAUAAUUGCAACAAUUAUUCUAUUAUAUGGUAAAAGUGCAUUCUCAUUGUUAUGUAAUUUUUGUAUUGUCAAGGAAUCAAUUAUUGUAGAUUAAGUUGUUUUCAUUAAUUGCUACAUUAAUAGUGUAUGCAUUGUGCAGUGAACAAAAACAUCCUCAAAUUGGCGUUGGUCGAAGAAACUGUCUUUCUCGUUGUCUGCUACGAAGCAAACAUUAUAUGAAUUAAGUACUGAUAUUUUUAAGUCUGUUAAAGAAUCUUAAUUAUUACAUUAACCCAAUUAAAGAAUUAGUGCUAAAGAA
This is a messenger RNA of Zophobas morio, 2137 nucleotides long. RefSeq names its product probable cytochrome P450 6a14 (gene CYP6BQ13). Bases 255 to 1808 code for a protein of 517 amino acids. The transcript has 4 exons. Lineage: Eukaryota; Metazoa; Arthropoda; Insecta; Coleoptera; Tenebrionidae. Gene Ontology annotation, molecular function: monooxygenase activity; iron ion binding; heme binding. The record is from RefSeq and is a predicted model, not a curated record.